This is a messenger RNA of Haliotis rubra (blacklip abalone), 534 nucleotides long. Its product is annotated as monocarboxylate transporter 12-like. Bases 1 to 534 code for a protein of 177 amino acids. The transcript has 3 exons. The record is from RefSeq and is a predicted model, not a curated record. NCBI's taxonomy places the organism in Eukaryota, Metazoa, Mollusca, Gastropoda, Lepetellida, Haliotidae.
AUGUUUUCUAUCGGGUUUUCAGCGGUCGUUGUUCUUCUGCCUGAUUUCUACUACAAGAAUGGAGCCACUAAACAGGAGGCAGCAAUGGCCGCCUCGCUCACAGGGCUGGGGGGGUUCUUUUCCCGAACGCUUGUUGGAAUCGGCUCAAAUGAUGCCAAUAUUGGCAAGAUGGUCUUUUUCUCAGGCACCAAUGGAAUAAUAGGAACCUUGACAUUCUUUAUGCCGAUAUUUGUCAAGACUUUGACAGGUCGAUACAUCUAUGCGUUUCUGUUCGGAACCUACGUUGGCAGUGUCCUGACCCUCCUGACUCCGAUGACAAUGGACAGUGUAGGCGUCGACAACCUCGCGUUUGGCGUCGGACUCAUUAUGUUCUUCACCGGGGCUGGAUGUCUUGUGGGGCCACCCAUUGCAGUCGCUAUAUGGAAGGCCAGUGGGGACUACGUCACAGCAUUCCUGUUCGCAGGUAUUGUGUUCUCAGCAGCAACUCUCUGUGGGUUCCUGUCCGAGCUGUGCAAGAGGAAACCCUACUCCUAG